CGCACCAAAAUGAACUUCGAAGAGGCCGAGGACAUCAAUGGUAUCCGUUUUGCGUGGAAUGCCCUUCCAUCCACCAAAGUGGAAGCUGGUAAAGUUGUAGUUCCCACUGGGGUGAUUUAUACUCCAUUGAAGCAGAGAGAAGAUUUGCCUGUGGCCGUGUACGAUCCCAUUUUCUGCUCCAACCAGAACUGUAAAAGCAUCUUGAACCCUUACUGUACAAUCGAUCCCAGUGGCUUCUGGCGUUGUCCUUUGUGUUCAUACCGAAACCCAUUGCCAGCUCAUUACCAGGGUGUUACUCCGGAGAACUUACCUCUUGAGCUUCAGCCAGGCUCUUCUACCAUCGAGUAUAUCACGGCCAGACCUGUCCAGAACCCACCCAUUUUCUUCUUGUUGAUCGAUUUGUGCCAGGAUGAAGAUAACUUGGCUGCGUUGAAAGAAACUUUGAUCGUUUCAUUGAGCUUGUUACCACCCAAUGCCUUGAUCGGUUUGAUCACAUACGGCACCAUGGUUCAGGUGCACGACUUGGGCUCAGAGAAAAUCAGUAAGUCCUAUAUCUUCCGCGGCGACAAGGAGUAUACGGAGAAGCAGAUCAGCGACAUGUUGAACAGGCCAACAUCGACCCCUCAGGGCCAGUUGCCUCAGUUUGCUAAUUCGUUAACAAGAUUCUUUUUGCCUGUAGAAGACGUAGAGUUCCAGUUGACCUCCAUUUUAGAGAACUUAGGUAAGGACCCCUGGACCGUGGCCAACGGCGACAGACCUCUCAGAUCGACCGGUUCGGCUUUGAAUGUUGCUGCUAACUUGUUGGGCUCCACGUUCCCUGGCUUUGGUGCCAGAAUCAUGUUGUUUUCCGCGGGACCGGGCACCUUGAGCCCGGGCUUGAUAGUUGGCCCCCAAUUGAAGGAGCCUAUCAGAUCCCACUCCGACAUCGACAAGGACAACGCUAAGCACUUCAAGAAGGCGGUCAAGUUCUACGACUCCAUUGCUGCCAAGAUGGUCAAAAACGCACAUACCGUCGACAUUUUUGCCGGCUGCUACGACCAGAUCGGAAUGUUGGAAAUGAAGAACUUGUGUAACUUAACCGGCGGUACAUUGUUGUUGUCUGAUGCAUUCACCACAUCCAUCUUCAAGCAGUCGUUUUUGAGAUUGUUCAACAAGGAUCACGAAGGCUACUUGUUGAUGGGCUUCAAUGGUACUUUCGACGUGAAAACUUCGAAGGAGUUGAAGAUCAGUGGACUUAUUGGCCACGCUUCGUCCAUGAACGUCAAGACACAGAACGUUUCUGAAAACGAACUUGGUAUCGGUGGAACCUCGCAGUACAGAUUGUGUUCUGUUUCUCCUCAACACAGUUAUGCUGUGUUCUUUGAUGUGGUCAAUACUCAACUGUUGCCUCAAAACGCACAGAGCUACACUCAAUUCAUCACCCACUACCAACAUGCAUCUGGUACCUACAGAAUUAGAGUCACGACCGUUUCCAACUUUUUAACCAGUGAUGAGCAAACCUUGACUAACUCUUUCGAUCAGGAGGCCGCUGCUGUCUUGAUGUCUAGAGUCACAUUGUUCAAGUCUGAGCAAGAUGACGGCGCAGAUGUUUUGAGAUGGAUCGACCGUAUGUUGAUCAGAUUGUGUCAAAAGUUUGCGGACUAUAGAAAAGAUCAAGAGGAAUCGUUCAGACUCGGACCACAAUUCCAAUUAUAUCCACAAUUCAUCUAUUAUUUACGAAGAUCUCAGUUCUUGCAGGUCUUCAACAACUCUCCUGAUGAAACAGCAUUCUAUAGACACGUAUUAUUAACUGAAGACACUAACAACUCGUUGAUCAUGAUCCAGCCUACGUUGACUUCCUUCUCAUUGGAUUCAGAACCAGAAGCUGUGUUGUUGGAUUCUGUCUCCAUUAAAGACGACAAGAUCUUGUUGUUGGAUACUUUCUUCCACAUCUUGAUUUUCCAUGGUAAAACUAUUGCUCAAUGGAGAAAAGCCGGCUACCAAAACCAACCGGAGUACGAAAACUUCAAGUUAUUACUUGAGGAGCCAAAGCAAGAGGCCGCCGAAUUGUUGGUUGAUCGUUACCCAUUGCCUAGAUUUAUCGACACUGAAGAGGGUGGUUCGCAAGCUAGAUUCUUGUACUCCAAGUUAAAUCCUUCUAUUACAUACAACAGCUCUGAAUUUGCAACUAACAACGGAGCCAUUGUGUUGACCGAUGAUGUCUCUUUACAAGUUUUCAUGGGUCACUUGCAGAAGUUGGUUGUGUCGGGCUCCAGCUAGACCUUGAAUGCUCUAACAUAUUUACUGUAUUGAAUAUAUAUAUACAAAAGUUUUUAUAAUAUCAUGUGUAAUGAGG
Messenger RNA from Scheffersomyces stipitis CBS 6054, 2335 nucleotides. It is a transcript of the gene SEC23, whose product is annotated as GTPase-activating protein. Gene Ontology annotation, molecular function: GTPase activator activity; zinc ion binding. Bases 10 to 2259 code for a protein of 749 amino acids. The transcript has a single exon. Gene Ontology annotation, biological process: COPII-coated vesicle budding; intracellular protein transport; endoplasmic reticulum to Golgi vesicle-mediated transport. NCBI's taxonomy places the organism in Eukaryota, Fungi, Ascomycota, Pichiomycetes, Serinales, Debaryomycetaceae. The record is from RefSeq and is a predicted model, not a curated record. Gene Ontology annotation, cellular component: endoplasmic reticulum exit site; COPII vesicle coat.